UGUGUGUGUGUGUGUGUGUGUGUGUGUGUGUGUGUGUGUGUGUGUGUGUGUGUGUGUGUGUGUGUGUGUGUGUGUGUGUGUGUGUGUGUGUGUGUGUGUGUGUGUGUGUGUGUGUGUGUGUGUGUGUGUGUGUGUGUGUGUGUGUGUGUGGUGGUGUCUCUCAGCAGAGAGAAUAGGGAGGGCCACAUAUAAAGACAGGCACAGUGGACAGUAUGUGACAGUCACUGCCACAUACUGACAGAUGAAAGAGUGUGUGUGUGUAAGACAUGGUUAAUGUCAGCAGUUGGCAGUUUGAUAGAGUCAUGUUGUCAUGAAAGAUGUGAAUUGAAGAAUUACCAAAUGCUGGCUCCUCCCCCUCCUUGUGCUCAGCCAGCUGUGCUGUCUCAGUGGACGCACAGCACAUCACUUCUCCGUCAGAGUCAGCUCUCCCUGGGGUCCUUUACCACCGCGUGUAGGUCUGUUUCUUUGGGAAAUGUACAAUUUUGUUCCUGCUUUUGCAUAUAUUCCUAUAUAUCUCUGGAAGGGAACACAUCUAUUACAAACCUGAGGGAGUUGGGGAGGCAUCACCAUGAUUUGGAAGUACUCAACUUUAAAAAACUGAGAUACUUUGGGAGGAACUACAACCAAUUUUUCAAAAUGUUAGACUUGGAGUGAAGACUAUUUCGUCAGAUGACCAAUAACUUCAUUAAUGACUAAUGUGGGAGUCUGGAUUACAUACGUUUGCUUUUACUUUAAAACCUGUACUAUGAAUCAUGGAGGAAAACACACCAUUUCCAAACGCUGAGUACAAUGACAGCAACACCGUUUGGGCCCAGAUGCCCUCAGCUUCCAGCAGACAGCUGGGCCUCCUUCCCAACCCGCAGAUACGAUUCAAGGACCUGACAGGGAUAUUUUUCAUGGUGACCCUGAAUGUUCUGGCACUUCUAGCCAACACUGCUGUUCUGGUGGUUGUCAUAAAAGCCCCUCAUCUAAGGAAAUUUGCCUUUGUGUUCCACCUGUGUGCAGUGGACCUGCUGUGUGCCAUCCUACUCAUGCCUCUUGGGAUUGUGUCCAGCUCUCCGUACUUUGCUGGUGUAGUGUUUACUGUUCUGGUGUGUAAGGUCUAUGUCUUCCUCAAUGUUUUCCUCAUAGCUGCCUCUAUCUUCACCAUCACAGCUAUCAGUGUGGAGCGUUACUACUACAUCGUCCACCCAAUGCGCUAUGAGGUCAAGAUGACGCUGAAGCUGACUACAGCCGUAAUAGUGAUGGUGUGGGUGGCCUCUGCUGUGCUGGGGCUAUCCACCUUGUUUGGUUGGCCGUCUUACAGCAGCCUGAGUUCCAUCAGUGCCUCUCACUGCUCGCUGCACUGGAGCUACAGUGACCACAGACAAGUCUUCUCUGUGUUCUUCAGUGUCUGCUGUUUUUGCCUUCCUGCUAUAGUGAUCUUUGCAGUCUACUGUAAUGUGUACAAGGUGGCCCGUGUGGCUGCCCGCCAGCAUGGACCUCUGCCCUUGUGGACUAACAGCCAAGCAAAGCAUCGCUCUGACUCAAUAAACAGCCAGACUACCAUCAUCACAACCCGCAACGCCCCACGUAGGAUUAUGCGAGACCGGCCUUUUGGUGGAGGUAAAGCAGCUCUCACCCUGGUGGUUAUUGUUGGCCAGUUUCUGAUCUGCUGGCUGCCUUACUUUGCCUUUCACAUCCAUCUGACACUAGACGCGACACCCACGAUUCCUGAUUAUUUGGAAGAAACAGUCACCUGGAUGGCAUACACCUCCUUUGCUAUCAACCCGUUUUUUUAUGGGCUUCUUAACAGGCAGAUCAGGGAGGAACUUUGUAAGCUGAGGCGCUGCUACACAGCCCGGCCAGUGGAGCUGGCCGUCUCCAGCCAUGAAGGCUCAGGCAACGAAAACUUCCUGCAGUUCCUCCAUAGGACCAGCUGCACAGCAGAGACACGUGCAAGCUUUGCUAUUUCCAGUCCUAGAACCACUCUGGAUCAAACAGGCCAGACCAGUUUCAGGAUACCAGGGCAGAUCCCAGAAGAGUUCAGUUAGAUAUACGUACCUCACAGUUGUACCACAGCGUUAGUAUCCAGUAAGGCUACUUCAUACUGUGUGCAAUACUGUGCACUAUAUCUGUAAAGUGUAUCUGAAUACAGUAAAAGAUAAGUUAGAGCAUCAAGAAAUGAACUCUGGAUGAAAUCUGACAUACUGUGUACCUUUUGAGAUUGCUCUCAGCAACGUUAUGGACAUAAAUGAAAGUAUUGUUACUGUACUUAUGGUAAAACUAUUAUGGAUAAAGCUAUUAAUCUCAUAAGAAACCCUUGUUUUUACUAGCUACUGAAGUCACUUUUUAUUUGCAAUCAUUGCAUCUAUGUAAUUAAAGUAAUGAGCACAAAUAUCCAGAUUAUACUUGAAUGUUGAGUGAGCAGUCAUUCAUUUUUCAUAAGUUCGUACGGCUACUUAUUUUUCUCCAUAUGACAGCAGUUUUCAGAAGUAAUUCAGUGCUGUAUGUUGUAUUUAUGU
This is a messenger RNA of Eleginops maclovinus (Patagonian blennie), 2504 nucleotides long. RefSeq names its product probable G-protein coupled receptor. The transcript has 2 exons. Gene Ontology annotation, biological process: G protein-coupled receptor signaling pathway. Bases 753 to 2033 code for a protein of 426 amino acids. Lineage: Eukaryota; Metazoa; Chordata; Actinopteri; Perciformes; Eleginopidae. The record is from RefSeq and is a predicted model, not a curated record. Gene Ontology annotation, molecular function: G protein-coupled receptor activity. Gene Ontology annotation, cellular component: plasma membrane; signaling receptor complex; endosome.